Messenger RNA from Sinocyclocheilus rhinocerous, 1410 nucleotides. RefSeq names its product transmembrane and immunoglobulin domain containing 1 (gene tmigd1). Lineage: Eukaryota; Metazoa; Chordata; Actinopteri; Cypriniformes; Cyprinidae. The coding region runs from base 76 to 828 and encodes 250 amino acids. The record is from RefSeq and is a predicted model, not a curated record. The transcript is spliced from 6 exons. Gene Ontology annotation, cellular component: cell-cell junction; plasma membrane. Gene Ontology annotation, biological process: cell-cell adhesion. Gene Ontology annotation, molecular function: cell adhesion molecule binding.
UCACGCAACCUUUGGAUUUGGCAUUUUCCAGAGAACUGUCGCACAAAGCUUUGGAUAUCUGGCAGAUGUACAAAGAUGAAAGUAUCGGUUAGUGUUUCUCUGCUCCUGCUGUGCUUUGUCUGUCGUGUAAAAGCAGUCACCAUUGAGUCAUGUCCACUGGCCACCGGGAACUUGCUUCGGACAGAGGUUGAGAAAACUCUCACUCUGACUUGCAUUACUGAUGAAGGUAUUGACCCAUCCAACCAAAAUGAAUUGCAGUGGUUCCGCAAUGGUGCCCGGGUGAACCUGGCAGAAGAAAACCGCUGGUCCCGAAGUAGUCUUUGUGUACAGCCUGUCACUAAAGAGGACAACGGAGUUGUCUUUAUCUGUCAGCUGAAGGGUGAUGCAAGUGUGAACAGCUCCAUCGAGUUUGACGUCCAGUAUCCCCCAGACCUUAAUGACACUAAGGAAGUAUUUGUUGAAGAAACAAGUGAUGUUGUUCUGUCUUGUGAUGUCCGUGCCAACCCACCUGUAACUGUGGCUUGGAAAAAGGAUGGUGAAGUUCUGGAUCUGACCUCUGGCAGUUACAAAACAACCAAUAAUGGCAUUACUGCUCAGUUAUCAAUCACAAAAGCUAAGCGCGAUGUACAUCAAGGAACGUACAUCUGUGAAGUAAAUUCAUCUGUCUAUGGAAUUAUGGGCAGGACCUUUAAUGUUACGGUUGAAGAUAAAGUUUUAAGGUUCCCUGUAGGACCCACAAUUGCUGGAGUGGUGGUGGUUUUAUGCACAAUUGUAUUUGCACUCAUUUCUAGGAGGAAUAAAAUUAUUAAAUGCAUUAAACCAAAUUGAACAUCUGCACAUGGAAUUAGAAUUCUCAAGAAUUCAAACCACAGCUAUUUGAGAUGUUGAGCAUGGAGAAGAUCAGACUGGAACUCAAAUAACCAUUACUGGACUGGCAAAUGGGACACCACUCUUAAAUAUAAAUUAGUAAUUCAAAAACAAACACCUCCUUUCAUUCCUGCUUAGCCCCUUUGUUUUGUUAUUGCUAAAUUAGAAUGUGAAAAGAUGUCUGUUAAACAACACUUUAUUGUGAUUUUUGUUGUUGUUGUUGAUGAUUUCAUUGUGUGUUUCUUCUCAGAUUCCAAUGUUAUUGAGCAAUUGCACUAAAAAAUACAUUAUACUUUGUCUCUGAGCCAGCAAAGGCACUCCUAGAUUGAUGGCUGCAUUUGUUAUUAGAGACACAGUAAAAUAAUCUCAUUAAAGUGAAUUGCAGGAUAUUUUACAUUCUCAAGGGCAAGAUUUUUAUUGUAAAAAUUGGCCUGUUAAAUGUACCUAGAAGUCAUUAACCUUUAACUGUCCACUCAGAUCAUAAGCAAUAUGUGGUUGUAAUCAUAAAGAAAUGUUCCAUUUUAUUCUAAUGAGGUUUAGGUA